AUGUCUCUUCUUUCUUCUGUUUUCGUUUCAUUCUUCUCUCUUCUUUUCAUACUUUCACUUCAAUGCCAAAAAGCUUCUUCUCUUCAUCAUCAUCAUCAUCACCACCAUUACCAUUUUCACCAUCAAAAACCCAUUUUGAAAUCUAACAACAACCAAAGCACUUGUGCAUUGUUUGUAGGCACUUGGGUUCAUGAUGAAAGUUACCCUUUUUAUGAAUCUUCUAGCUGUGAAAUCAUAGACCCGGAAUUCAAUUGUCAAAUGUAUGGCCGCCCGGAUUCUGAUUACCUUAAAUACAGAUGGAAGCCCCUCAAUUGUGAGCUCCCAAGGUUCAAUGGUGUUGAGUUUCUGAUGAAGAUGAAAGGAAAAACUGUAAUGUUUGUUGGUGACUCGUUAGGAAGGAACCAAUGGCAGUCUUUGAUUUGUAUGCUAUCUGCUGCAGUACCUCAAUCAUUGACACAACUAGUCAGUGAAGAUCCUCUUUCCACAUUCACAUUCAUGGACUAUGGUGUGGAGAUUUCAUUUCACAGAGCUCCUUAUUUGGUGGAUAUGGAUAUGGUCCAAGGGAAGAGAAUAUUGAGGCUUGGUGAGGCAGAUAAGAAUGGUAAUACAUGGAAGAGUGCUGAUGUAUUGUUGUUCAACACAGGACAUUGGUGGACUCAUCAAGGAUCACUUCAAGGAUGGGAUUAUCUAGAAUUAAGAGGGGAGUAUUAUCCCGACAUGGAUCGAUUAGGAGCGUUGGAAAGUGGUAUGAAAACUUGGGCUACUUGGGUCGAUGCAAAUAUCGACAGAAGUAGAACCCAAGUGUUAUUUCAGGCAAUUUCUCCAACUCAUUACAACCAAAAUGAAUGGAAUGCAGAAGCUGGUAGAGCAACAACUAUGAUGACAACAAAGAAUUGCUAUGGUGAAACAGCGCCAAUCAGAGGCACGACAAUAAACCAUGGAGGAGGUGAAACAUACACCGAACAACAGAUGAGAAUAGUGGAUAUGGUGAUUCGUGAAAUGCGCGACCCUGCAUACCUUCUUGACAUCACCAUGCUAUCAGCAUUGAGGAAAGAUGGACAUCCUUCCAUUUAUAGUGGUGAUUUGAAUCCUCAGCAGAAAGCUAACCCGGAUCACUCGGCUGAUUGUAGUCAUUGGUGUCUUCCUGGUUUGCCUGAUACUUGGAAUCAACUUCUCUAUGUUGCUUUAUUCUAUUAA
Vicia faba (fava bean) is the source of this 1197-nucleotide messenger RNA. The record is from the annotation of a GenBank genome assembly. NCBI's taxonomy places the organism in Eukaryota, Viridiplantae, Streptophyta, Magnoliopsida, Fabales, Fabaceae.